UAGGGUAAAAUACAUGUGUUGUCAUCCCCAGUACAGUAAGAUGGAGAAAGGGAGGUGAUAGAUGGGGGAUAGGGUGGAGCAGAGCCACUAUUUCCCUGCAAUCCUCCUCCUGGAUGCAUGGGCUGGAUGUGUGACAGAGAGAGUGAGGAAAGAGAGCAUGGGAAACACCGCCGAGCUUCCAGACGGAAACAAAGGAUUGCAGUGGAGACAGAGUGGAGUUAGAUCUCAAAUCCCUUUCCAACAUCAGGCAGGAAUAGACACACCAGUACGGUGGGAGGCAUUCUUGCAAACAUAAGUAAAGCAGCGAGCAGGGUAGCAAUCCAAGCACAUUUACAAGAAGGAAGCAGGGAGGGAGAGGGAGGAGAGGGAGGAGAGAGAGCAGAUCUAUUAGAAAAGGAAGGGGGGGGUGUUGCAUGCUCACAGAGUGUGACAGAGCUAGAGCGAUUCCAUGAGCGAGAAAGAGACAGAGAAAGAGAGGGAGAGCACAAAGCAGAGAUGAGGACCAAACACUGAGAUAGAAGUAGUUGGCAAGACUGAGAUCUGCACACAAACGUGAGCAAAGGAGGGGAAGGAGGAAGAGAGUGGCGGUUGAUGGAGAACAGGAGGAGGGGGAGAGAGGGAUGCAAGAUGAUGGAGCCCAGAAAUAGGCUUCCCAGGACAGCUUUUCAUCCCCGCUCUAUGCGGCAGACAUGACUCUGGGCAUUGGUCUGUGCUGAAAUUAGCCAGGGGGACAACGCAGGACAGCAGGUCUGCAGCACACUGCCUUGGUUCAGCAUCACUGGAUGCAGCAAGGCAGCUGAUUUAUUACUGAGGGGCUGGGUGGCAGCGUGUUUGUGCAGGUUUGUGUGUGCGGCUCUGAGUGUAUGCGUGUGUGUAUGUGUGUAUGUGUAUGCAGGUUUUUUAUUGGUCCUUGUAACGCUUGGAGCUGCGGAGCGACAAUUCCUCCAGUCGUAAAAUGACAUUUAGCAGGCAGCAGCUGUGUGUGCCGGUGGGGAUCUGCAGUCCUUAGUAGGAAGUGGGUGAGUGGGAUUCAAAUCUGUCAUCGAGUGCAAGUGUGUGUGUUCAUGGUGCUGUUUGCUGAGGUGAGCCAAGGAGGAUCAGAUAUGCAGCGUGUGUGUGUUAAGGUUAGAGUAGCAAAUGGGCAGUAAAGGCAAAGAUCCUACACAAUGCAAGGACGAGCGCAGAACAGCACUGAUGGCAGGAAGUGCAGGUAGAGUACAAGGAGUGCCCUGGGGGUAGGGUGGAGGACGAAGGCGGGCACAGAGGAGGAAGAGACAGAGGAGAAUAGAACAAGGGGACGGAGAGAGGCAAGUGGAAAAGAGAGGGUGAUCAUGGUUGUCAUGCAGUGAGCUAUAGCAUAUGCUGUAGUGCAGAACAGAGUGGUGCGGCAGGGGGAGGACAAGCAUCACCACGCAGGGGAGGGGGAGAGACUGAGGGAGAGAGGAGGGGUAGGCAAUCAGCACAGCACCUCUCCUCCACCAGGAAGAGAAGCACAGCGGGACAGGCCCAGGAGAAGACACUCACUCACCCACACACAGUCAAAGACGCACUGACGCGUGGCCACGUCAACGUGUAGAGGUCAAAAGGGAGCUGGUGCGGGACGGGGGUUGGGUGUACCCCCGCUGGCCGGCAGGUCCACAAGAGGGCAGGCCGGUCCUGGGAAGAAAUAGAAGAAGGAGUCCGCUGUCCGCUGGUCUUCACAAGUCCUGUUUCUUCUGACAGCUCUGCCACCUCUCCAUCACCAUGGGGGAAUGGACCAUUUUGGAGAGGCUGCUGGAGGCUGCUGUCCAGCAGCACUCUACCAUGAUUGGAAGGUGGCCAGAAAAAGGAGACCAAAGGGAUGUCCGUGUUGCUCUGUUUCUGCUGGAUUUGAUCCUGCUGACAGUGGUGGUGAUUUUCCGUAUCCUGAUAGUAGGCAUAGUGGGGGAGAAGGUGUACGAGGAUGAGCAAAUCAUGUUCAUCUGUAACACCAUGCAGCCCGGCUGCAACCAGGCUUGUUAUGAUAAGGCCUUCCCCAUCUCGCACAUCCGCUACUGGGUCUUUCAGAUCAUCUUGGUGUGCACGCCCAGCCUGUGCUUCAUCACAUAUUCCGUCCACCAGUCCGCCAAAGCACGGGACCGAAGCUACUCUCUCCUGCAUCCUCACAUGGAUCACCAUGGUCACGGUCACCACGGCCGCCAUCACGACCAUCACGCUCGCAAACUACACUCUCGCAACAUCAACGGCAUCUUGGUGCACCCCGACAGCAGUAAGGAGGAUCAUGACUGCCUGGAGGUCAAAGAGAUCCCCAACGGACCCCGGGGUUUCCCUCAACACAAGAGUGCCAAAGUGCGACGACAGGAAGGCAUCUCCCGUUUCUAUGUCAUCCAGGUGGUGUUCCGCAACGCGCUGGAGAUCGGCUUCUUGGCCGGCCAGUACUUCCUGUACGGCUUUAAUGUGCCAGGGAUGUUUGAGUGUGAUCGCUACCCAUGCGUAAAGGAGGUGGAGUGUUACGUGUCUCGUCCCACAGAAAAGACCGUGUUUCUGGUCUUUAUGUUUGCAGUAAGCGGCAUAUGCGUGCUGCUCAAUCUGGCUGAGCUAAACCACCUCGGCUGGAGGAAGAUAAAGACGGCCAUGCAAGGGGUGCAGGCCCGAAGGAAGUCCAUCUGUGAAGUGCGCAAGAAGGAUGUUUCACACCUGUCCCAGGCCCCAAACCUGGGCAGGACCCAGUCUAGUGAGUCAGCCUACGUCUGACAGAGGUUUCUCUGCCUGGGGGCUCAAGGACCUCUUACAUUUUGGAGAAGAGCUUUUCCCUGGCCCAAGACCCCGAUCAUCAGGGCACAAAACUCACCAAUGCAUUAUUAUUCAGGAGCACAGACGGACUCAAAGAGACUGUGUAGUCACGAGGAAGCAUCAGUUCACAAAGUCUUUGACACUUCAGGAGCAAAGAAUCACCUUCUUAAAAAGGCAACUGUCUUGCUUUAACAAAGCUUACACCUAAAGCUUACACGAUGGAGAGUUUUGCUCUGCCUAGGUGACACUAGGUGCCUUCAAAGAACAGAUUUAACUGAGCAAUUACUAACAAUAUUAAAAUACUGUAAAGAUAGUCUGAGGUUGAAUUAUCUGAAGUUCUUUAUUAUUUGCCUUUGCUGUAGGUCAGAAAUAAUCCCCUCAUUUUUCAAUUACAUGUGCAUAUGCAAGAGCUUAAGCGUGUGCAUGCAUACGCAUGUGUGGGAAAAAAAGGCAAUGUCUGACAUAAGUCAGAUAAUUGAAUGCUAAGCUAAUUUGAGCUACUUAAGGAAAGAUAAUGUUAUUUCGCAUUGUCCAUGAGCUUCGAGUAAAGUCACUCGGCGGACAAACAAGCACCUUUUUAAACAUGUUCUGCAAAACGUACACAAAUUUAAACACAAAAAAAACAACAGCAUUGAAAUCAGCAGACACCGGAACACGACAUUUCUCGUCAGUGUACCAGGCUUUUUUCCUAAAAAAACUGUCACUCUUCUUCAUAUUCUUUGUUUCAUUAGGUGCCAAUCAGACGGCAGACUGACAUCGCCUGGGAGCUUUUGUUCAAAGUGAGACACAUGGUGCACUGCAGAUGAGUUAGAUUUAUUUUCCAACACUGUGUCACGCACCACAAUGCUCCCAAUGCCUGCAAGGCAUGCUGUCUACUCUCAGAACCCACUGAAAACAGUCAGGGAAAGUGUGCCAGUGUUUCCACUUUGGCUCUUGAAGUGUGAUCGCUGUCUAAGGGCCUGAAUGGAGUUAUUCAAAGAUUUUUUCAGUUAAACAGGAAAACGUAUUGUAGUCACAAAUAUUUUAACGUGUAACCUCAAGCUUUUUUUCACAAGCAGAUUUGGUGCCAUAUUUCGAAGUUACUGUACAUAGUUGAAAUGUAAUAAUUACACUUAGCCUUUUCCCUGUGCGGUGUAGAUGGGCUUCACUUGAAUGGGGAAACAGGGGUUUGGGUGGUGAUGAAGAUUAAUCAUAGAUUGCCAGCUUUAACAAUAUGUAUUAUUAAUGUGACCUUUGUUAAGCCUUCGCCCUCUAAUGGAGAAAAUAUGUUCCGAAAAGUGUCCCCCCCCCCUCCCUCCCCUCCUUUAUGGACUUUGAAAAAGGCAUGUUACUGAAGCAUUGAUAGAAUGGAUAGAUUAUGACAUGUAACUUAAAAAGAGACUGUUUUAUUUAUUUGCAUCCUGCUCCUGUGAAAUGUAAUACUCAGCAUGCAUGAAGACGAAAAAUAUAAAGAGAUACUAACAUAGAAUUCCAUUGAGGGAAUAUUGAAAGUGAAUAACUGAAAGGCUCCAGAACUGCAGCAAUAAUAAUAUAAUAUAGUAUGUGAAAAAAAUAUGUGAAUAAAUUAUUAUGCAAACAGAGAUUUGGGCUGUGCUGUUUCUAACAAACAAGUCAUUGCCAUUUUACUUUUAAAAGGACGAUGUGAGUGUUAAAUGAAUAUUAUUAUGAAUAAUAUUGUAUCGCAGUGACACAUACUGAGGACAUGUUACCGCUACUGCCACGGCACUAAUACCACAGUUUCAAUAUUACAAGGAAAAGUCAUGCAUUCAAGUUGCUUCAUAAGUAAAAGUACAGAAGUAUUUUCAGUAAAAUGAUGUGAAAAGUGAAAGAACUCAGAACAAAUUCCGCUGUGAGUGUUUAUUAUAUUAUUGGAUUGUUAAUACUGAUGCAUUAAUGUGUAAGUAGCCUUUUACUGUUUUGACUGUUGAGUGUAGAGCUAAAUGCAUCAGCUUUACAUAGUAACAGUUAUAAAAAUGCAUCAAAUUUUAUGAUUCAUCAUAUGUUGUGUAAAUUAAAUCUUUAUCUGCAAAGAACUGUCAAAUCAGUUAGGUGGAGUAAAUGUUUAUUUUACAACAAUAUGUUGUGGAAAAGAAGUAUUAAAGUAGCAGAAAACUGAAUUACUUAAGUAAAAAAAAAGUACUUAAAUAAAGUAAAUGCUUACUUUUCCCCACUGGUGGUGUACGUGGCAGUGUGAUAUUAUUGUAACAUAAAAUAUUCAUUAGCUUUAUGUGCUCUAUAUUAUACAUAGGUAUAUACAACACAGAGUGCAAUGCAGUGCUUUCAGCUGAGUCAAAAUCUGCUCUAACAUUCAUCAUUCAUCACUGAGAAAUGAUACAUCUCUAAGUUUCUGUUGAUAAAUUAUUGAGAUUAUUAUAUUUCCAUCAUUUAAAACUCCUGAUUUUCAAUUGUGACAUGACACAUAAACACAUCAAAUCAUAACUGGUGAAACUGUAUUUUCUUUUACUGUAAACUGUUUCUGUUACACACUGUAACACACUGUUUCUCAGGCUUAACGUCACAUGUAGGCAGAGAAGUUAUUAGAGUGGACCUGAUGAUUUCGGUAAUGAGCGAGGUUCCUGAGGGAGAGAGAAGAGAUGUGUGUGGGCGGUAAACCUUUUAGUGUUAUUAAACCUCAUGUGGCCGUGUCCUGGAGGGAGGACACUGAAAGCAUGGUGGGACUACAGGAAGAGGGACAAGGGUGGUGAAGGGAGAGGUGUGUUAAUAAAGCUGAUUGUCUGAUA
Messenger RNA from Etheostoma spectabile (orangethroat darter), 5513 nucleotides. Its product is annotated as gap junction delta-2 protein. The record is from RefSeq and is a predicted model, not a curated record. Gene Ontology annotation, molecular function: gap junction channel activity. Gene Ontology annotation, biological process: cell-cell signaling. Gene Ontology annotation, cellular component: connexin complex. The transcript is spliced from 3 exons. Bases 1744 to 2733 code for a protein of 329 amino acids. NCBI's taxonomy places the organism in Eukaryota, Metazoa, Chordata, Actinopteri, Perciformes, Percidae.